AUGGACAGAAAAGUCAGGAAACGAGCCUCCAGUGUCAACUCCACCAAUCCUGCCAUGAAGUUACUUGAGAAAAGAAGGCUGAUGUUUGAAGUUCAUGAAGCCUAUGAGAAUUAACUCUUCUAAUUUAAAUAACAAGAGGAGGACUUCAAACUUAAGGAAAAUGAAAUUAAAUAAAAAGACGAAGAAAUUCAAACGGAAUUGCUUAAGUUUUGUAAAGAAUUGCAAGUCAAUGAAACCAAAAAGAAAAAAGCCAUUAGCUUAUACUAGAGUGAAAGAACAGAGAAAGAUAAAAAAAUUAAGGAAAUUGCCAAAUUAUAACAUGACUUGAGUCAAGAUCAAUAGAUAUUCGAAAAUGUGGAAAGAAAGGCUGAGAGACUUAAAAAAUAUGUAGAAUAUUUAAAUAGUAUUAUUAAAGCCUAUCCUGAUAAAUAUUCUGAUCUCGAUUCAAUAACUGAUAGAUAUAAAAGACUUGUGAUAUCACAUUAAAUUUUAAAAUAAGAACAUGAAAAAAUGGAAACUGAUUGUGAAAAAAUGAAGUUCACUUUCACGCAAUAUGAAAAGGAGAAAAAUCACGAAGUCUUACAAUUGAAUAAUGACAUCAAAGAAUAUCAAAAAUUAAUAGAAGAAAAAAUGAUUGAGAGAAAUUCAUUAUUAACUGAGAAGGAAGAAGAAGAAAAUAGAAUCACAGAGGAGAAUUUGAAUCUAGGUAGAAUAUUCAUGGCCAUUGAUAAUAUAAACCAAAGAUGUUUGGAUGGAUAUCAAAAGAUUAAAUAAGAUUAUGAAGAUUAAAAUAAAGAAAAGGAUAAAGCAAUGAAAUAAGUAAGGGAGGAAAAGAAACCAAUUAAAUAACCGUAAGAUGAGGAGAACUUUGAUGUCAAAUGUCAAUAAGCCUCAAUUAAAUUAAAAUAGAUAGUCUAAAAUUUAAAUGAUUUUAAAAAGAUCAUUGAAGGUUGUAAAAACGAAAUCAAAAAUAAACAAAAAUGA
Messenger RNA from Paramecium tetraurelia, 984 nucleotides. RefSeq lists its product as uncharacterized. The transcript has 4 exons. NCBI's taxonomy places the organism in Eukaryota, Ciliophora, Oligohymenophorea, Peniculida, Parameciidae. The record is from RefSeq and is a predicted model, not a curated record.